Arachis stenosperma is the source of this 1804-nucleotide messenger RNA. Its product is annotated as UDP-D-apiose/UDP-D-xylose synthase 2-like. The record is from RefSeq and is a predicted model, not a curated record. Bases 414 to 1562 code for a protein of 382 amino acids. NCBI's taxonomy places the organism in Eukaryota, Viridiplantae, Streptophyta, Magnoliopsida, Fabales, Fabaceae. The transcript has 9 exons.
UUCAACAAUAAGAAAAAGUUUUGUUUCUAAAUAAAUCAAGAAUUUAAGUGGAUAUAUAUUUUUUGAGAUACACUUGCAUUUAACGAUUAUUUUGCAGAUAGUUAAUAUAAAGUUUAUUUCAAAUAAUAUGAUCAAUGAUAGUUAUUUUAUUAUAAAAUCACCAUCACUUUGACUAAAUUGAUUUACCUUCAAAAUAAUAUAUUUAUUUGGUUAAAGUGGUAUAUCAAAUAGGAAACAAGUUGAACGCUUGCCCGCCAAAGCGCGGAACAAUAACUGUAAAAUUACGAGAUUGCAACCGCUUUCUCUGUUCUUCCCCUCUUUCGAAAACCAGUUAUAACUGCCACACCCUCUUCUCUUCUCUUCCUUUCCUCUCUCUCUCUCUCUCUCUCACACGCGCAGAAAAAUUCAAACUAAUGGCGCAGCGAGUGGACCUGGACGGAAAGCCAGUGGCGGCGAUGUCAAUAUGCAUGAUCGGGGGAGGAGGGUUCAUCGGAUCUCAUCUGUGCGAGAAGCUGAUGGCAGAGACGUCACACAAGGCGGUGGUGGUGGACGUCUCCUCCGAGAAGAUCAACCACCUGUUGAGGGAGUCGAACCCGUGGUCCAGCCGCAUUGAGUUCCACCACAUGAACAUCAAGAACGAUUCGCGCCUCGAAACCCUCAUCAAAGCUUCCGAUCUCACAAUCAACCUUGCCGCAAUUUGCACCCCCGCCGAUUACAACACGCGCCCCUUGGAUACUAUCUUCAGCAAUUUCAUCGAUGCUAUUCCAGUGAUUAAGUAUUGCACUGAGAACAACAAGCGUUUAAUCCAUUUCUCUACCUGCGAGGUCUAUGGCAAAACCAUAGGUAGCUUUCUCCCUGAGGAGUUUCGCAAGGAUCCUAAAUACUAUAUGCUAAAGGAAGACGUCAGUCCUUGUAUAUUUGGUCCAGUAGAGAAGCAGAGAUGGUCUUAUGCCUGUGCAAAGCAAAUGACCGAUAGGCUAAUAUAUGCUGAGCAUGCGGAGAAUGGCCUCAAGUUCACAAUUGUGAGACCCUACAACUGGAUUGGCCCAAGAAUGGACUUCAUUCCUGGUGUGGAUGGACCAUGUGAUGGUGUCCCCAGAGUUUUAGCUUGCUUCAGUAAUAACCUCCUUCGUGGUGAGCCACUCAAACUUGUUGAUGGCGGAAGAUCACAGCGAACCUUUCUCUACAUCAAGGAUGCUAUCGAGGCUGUUCUGUUAAUGAUUGAUAAUCCUGAAAGAGCAAACGGACAGAUAUUCAAUGUGGGAAACCCAGAUAAUGAAGUAUCCGUGAAGGAACUAGCUGAGCUUAUGAUACAGGUUUAUGCAAAGGUGGCCGGUGUACCUUCUUCUAGCCUAUCAACUCUGGAUGUGAGCUCAGAGGAAUUCUAUGGUAAAGGCUAUGACGACAGUGAUAGGCGCAUUCCUGACAUGACAAUCAUCACCAGGCAGCUUGGUUGGAAGCCGAAGACACCUCUUGAUAAGCUCUUGGAUGAUACCCUCCAAUAUCAACACCAGACAUAUUCUAGUGCUAUCAAGAAAGUACUUUCAAAACCGUCUAAUUGACUGCAAGAACCUUUUCUUGAAGAUUCAGUUUUUCUUUUAUGUAAACACAUCACUGCUAUGAGAGGCAAUUUUCUGUCUAGUGUACAUGCUGCAGUAGUUGAGAUAUUAUAUAGACCACAAGAAAGGGUAUAUCUUUAGUCUCAGUUAAUUCUUUCUUUCUAGGGCUAUCGUUGAACUCGAUGUUUUACUGAAAUUUUGCUAAUGUUGAGUAAAAAGAUGUACCAUCUGCAAUUUCCAACAUG